GAAGAACAAGAACAGCAGGUGAGGAGCGAUCUUCUUUCUAUGCUCAGUAUUGUUGAUGUGUGUUUGAAAUUGUCGUAUAAAAUCUGUAAAAACUACUGUGAAUUGUAAAAGUUUUUCUUCGGAGAAGCAAGAAAAGGCGUCCGGCUAACUAGGACUAUUGAAUGGUGCAAAGAAAAGAUCCGUGACAGUUUGCGGAUCGGAUUAUUCAGGGUAUUUUCGGCUUCCACUGAAAAAGCAAAGAAGUAUUAUUUUGGAGUGAUAGGAGACGAGCGAUGGCUGAUAUCGUUUAUCCUCCGGGAUGUCGGCCCAUCAACGAAGAUAUGGGCCCUGAUGAGCUGAUACGACGGCUGAAAACCCUCACCCAUACACUGCAGGCGAUGGGCCAGGAUGAGGGCAUGUAUACGCAAUAUAUACCCCUGGCAGUACAUCUGGCGGACGAUUUCUUCCUUCAGCAUAGCUCGAAAGAUGUACAACUGCUCAUUGCAUGUUGCAUUGCCGAUGUCCUCCGCGUUUAUGCUCCUGAUGCUCCCUAUAAGGAUCAGGACCAGAUCAAAGGCAUAUUCCUGUUCCUGAUCAAACAACUCAAUGGACUGAGAGACCCUAAAGAUCCGGCAUUUAAGCGAUAUUUUUACCUGUUGGAAAAUUUGGCAUACGUGAAAUCCUUCAAUAUGUGCUUCGAGCUGGAAGACUGCCAGGACAUUUUCUGCACACUUUUUAGUCUGAUGUUUAAAAUUGUCAACGAUGAACAUAGCAGCAAAGUGAAAUCUUUCAUGUUAGAUGUUCUAUGUCCACUAAUAACCGAAUCCGAUUCGGUGUCAUUCGACUUGCUGGACUUGAUAUUUAUCAAUAUCAUCGAACCCUUGCGCACCCAGAAGAAAAACGCCUACCAGUUAGCCAAGGAUCUGAUUGUUAAAACCAGUGAUACGCUCGAAUCCUACACCCAGGCGUUCUUCAAUCAGAUCCUGAUUCUGGACAAGUACGAGAAGCAAUACCAAAUAAUGCCGAAGAUCUACGAUGUCAUUUACGAGCUUAACGUUAUCAGCCCGAGCAUUCUGCUUUCGGUUUUACCGCAGCUGGAGUGCAAGCUAAAAUCGGCCCAAGAGAAUGAACGUCUGCGGGCGGUUUCGCUGCUAGCGCGAAUGUUCUCCGAGAAAGAUUCCACCUUGGCCAAACAAUACGGGCCACUGUGGCGCCAGUUCCUUGGUCGGUUCUACGACAUUGCCGUUCCUAUCCGUAUCAAAUGUGUUCAAAGCACGAUGCACUUUUUGCUAAAUCAUCCCCAUCUCAGAAAAGAUAUCAUCGAAAUCCUGAAGGUUCGCCAACACGAUUCGGACGAGACCGUUCGCUACGAAGUAGUUAUGGCUAUAGUGGAAACCGCCAAACGGGACUUCCAAAUAGUGUCCGAGUCGGAAGAUUUGCUCGAGUUCGUCAAAGAACGCACGCUGGACAAAAAAUACAAAAUACGCAAGGAAGCGAUGAAUGGUCUGGCAAUGAUCUACAAAAAGUAUCUCAACGAUAGCAACGUUCCAGAGGCAACUAAGAAAGCGGUCAACUGGAUCAAGGAUAAGAUCCUCCACGGCUAUUACAUGACGGGAAUCGAAGACCGUUUAUUAGUGGAGCGUCUUCUCAUCACCUGCUUGGUUCCGUAUCAGCUGCCAGCAGAAGAUCGUAUGAAGAAACUGUACCAAUUACUUGGAACCAUUGAUGAAAACGCCACAAAGGCAUUCAUAGAGCUUCAAAAAAAUCAACUUAAAGUUCGCCGUAACGUAUCUGAAUGGAUCAAAAUGCACCGGAUAAAAGAUAUAACGCCAAACAUUCAAAAAGACAUGAAUGCGAAGUGUGCCAAUAUAGCGAAGCAACUUCCAGAACCGGUCAAGGCACAGGAAUUCCUACUGAAAUUCAGCACUCAAAUGCGCAAGGAUCACAAACUUAUUUCCGAAAUGGAAACCAUUUUGAAGCGAGAUGUUUCUUGCAAAGAAUGUGCUGAUACAAUGGCCAUAGUGCUUAAAAAACUUGGCCAACCGGUUAUGACCAACACGUACUAUAACACUGUUAAAAUGCUUCUUGAACGCAUUGCCUCGGUCAUGGUGGACAAACAAUCCAUAGGCGUACUGAUUGAACUCAUCCAGGAGUGCAUGAAUGGUUCCGAAAUAAUAGACGAAGUUACACUUCCAUCUGAAUCUGCCGGCGAACGAGGUCUCAAACUACUAACAGUACUGGCUUAUGUUUUCUCAGCCCACUUCCAGCACGAAGAAAUUCUACGACAUAUGAUAGGGCUGCUGAACUUUGACGAAGAGUACGUUGCUCCGUACGUUCUCAAGGCGUUCACUUACCUAGGACGAUACAAACCACUCUACGAUUGUCACAUGGAUAUCGUAAAGGAAUUGGCUCCCAUAUGCAAAGAAUUUGCCGUCGCUGGAACACCAAAACAAGCUAAACACGCAAUCAGGUGUAUGUUUGUAAACACCCAACAAUCGAACGAACCGAACGCAGACCCCAGUGUUGAUAUCUUCCCAGAAAUUAUAGAAUCCUUCAAAUUGACUCUCAACCCGGAAAACGAACACUACCGAACCGCGAUAGUCAGUUUAGGACACAUCGCGUACAACCUGCCCGAUAAAUUUCACGUUCAAAUCAAGAACAUUAUAUCACGGAAAAUCGUCAAAGAGUUGUUGGUCAAAGAAACAAGCGAAGGUCGAUCGGACGUUCCAACCAUGGAUUGGUGCGAUGAGGACGAACUGCCAGAAGAAACUCGUUGUAAAGUGGAAGGUCUCAAAACGAUGGCCCGUUGGCUGCUCGGACUCAAGAAGGAUGUUCUUUCGGCGCAGAAAACUUUCCGCAUGUUGAACGCGUUCAUCAGCAAAAAGGGAGAUUUGCUCGAGCAAGGUACCCUGUCCUCUGCAGAGAAAUCCUGGUUGCGGUUAAGUGCCGGCAAGGCUAUGCUUAAAAUCUGCGAACAAAAGGGAGUCGGUGAUCAGUACAUCGUAGAGCAGUUCUAUAAUCUGUCACAUUUAAUGUCUGAUCCGGUGUCCGAAGUGCGAGAUAUUUUCGUAAAGAAAUUACAUAAAGGAUUGAAUAAAGGCAUCCCACACAAGUGUCUACCGUUAGACUUUAUGGGCUAUUACGUACUCGGUGGACGGGAAACCGAUAGGAAACUUCAACAACAGAUCAAAACUAACAUCGAAGCUGACGUCAAUCGACGAAGGGAAUACGUCAAAACCUUUGCUACUGUCGAACGCGCCAUGAGCCAACUGCCACAUGUUCUACCGGACUAUAUGCUAGUGUUUGCCGUACCAGUAUUGACGCACGAUCCCCGCUUCACCCGACACACGGAUCCGGUACAGCUUCGGCAAAUCGAGCGCUGUCUGUGGAUGAUUCUUGAGCCCCUGGUAACCAACAAGGAAUUCUUCUGCUUUGGCUUCUACAAAAAUUUAAUCGAACGCAUGAAAAACCACAAGGAUGCAUUCAAACCGGACGAUGAGGAAACCAACUGCAAAAUGUGGGCAAUUUGUGAUAUAGCACUCGGUUUGAUCCUGACUAAAGCGAAUACCUACGACAUCCGUGAGUUUCCAGUGGAUGCUCGCAUACCUUCAAUGUAUUUCCAAGCUCAGCCGGAAGAUUUCCACAACGAUCGUCUUUAUAUUCCGGAAGACAUGUAUAAUCUUACGGGUUCAACAUCAUCGAAAAAAUCAUCUGCACUGAAUGAUCGAAAAAAGGCAUCAAGCUCCUCCAAGAAACCGAACAACCACGAGGGCAACGGAGAAGAUGCAGAACAGGAUUCAAGCGCAGAUGAAGAUGAACCUCCUUCGAAAAAAAUCCACAGCAGUAGAGACGACGACGACUAAUUUAAGGAAUGAAUUCAACACCUUCUUAUUGAGUAGGGACUUUCAAGAAGAUCUUUUUAUAUUAGUAAUAUAAAAAUAAUGAUCUUUGUCUAAAAAAGUAAGUUGAAAGCAGAAUGAAGUGGAUGAAUUUUUUUAUCUCUUUAUAAAGAUUGAAAUUAAGUUAAAGAAUAUCUGUAAAUCACGAACGCGCAGAUUGGUAAAUGUUAUAUUAUUAUUUAUACAAUUUCGGCAACAUAAAUACUGCAUGCAUGUUUGGACAUUCUUGUUAUUUUAUUUGCGAAAAGUUAUCGAUAGAGUAUCCGCAACGGGCUAGAACGCAAGUAAAAUAACAGAUAAAACUACAAGGAAUGCUCGGAAGUUAAAGGGAAAUUCUACGACUCAAAGGACGUGGCGCAUAUAGACAUACAAUGGCAAAGAAUGACCUCUCAAAGGCUAAAUAAACGUGAAAA
This is a messenger RNA of Uranotaenia lowii, 4291 nucleotides long. It is a transcript of the gene pds5, whose product is annotated as sister chromatid cohesion protein PDS5 homolog B. The coding region runs from base 273 to 3842 and encodes 1189 amino acids. Gene Ontology annotation, cellular component: chromatin; nucleus. The transcript is spliced from 9 exons. The record is from RefSeq and is a predicted model, not a curated record. Lineage: Eukaryota; Metazoa; Arthropoda; Insecta; Diptera; Culicidae. Gene Ontology annotation, biological process: DNA repair; mitotic sister chromatid cohesion.